AUGGAACCAGAUAUUGAAAUUACCAGUAUGAGACAGCCUACGAGAGUAACAUACAACAUUAACAGGAAAGUAUACAAUGAAGAAGAAUUCCAACGAGAUCAUGACCAAAGGUUUUAUUCCCAAACUGACAAGGAUUUUGUUGCCCCACAAGCCAGACGAAGGAUCCAGUGCAGAUUCUCAUGGGAAAGAUUCAGGAAGAUAAUGCUCAAGAUGUUUCCCAUUCUAAACUGGAUGUGUUCAUAUCAUAUCACAGAAUGGAUUUUAGGGGACUUGCAUGCUGGUAUAAGUGUAGGGAUGGUACAGAUGCUUCAAGGACUAUCAGGAGUAUUGUUAACUGGAUUACCACUACCAGUUGUCAAUGGCUUUUAUUCUGCCUUUUUCUCCACUUUAACAUACGUCAUAUUUGGAACUUCACACCAUAUGUCUAUUGGUUCUUUCACCAUUCUGAAUGCGAUGAUAGCAAACUUUCAGAAAUCUCUUAAUUUCAAUUUUACAUUGCCAAGUAGCAGCACUCUGGUCAACAUGUCUGAUGAAAAUUCAGUUAAAAUGUAUAUGGAAGCCGUGACUCUUACUGCCUCGACAACAUUUUUGGUUGGAAUAAUUCAGUUACUUUUAGGCUUUGUCGGCUUGGGAUAUGUCACAACCUACCUGUCAGAAUCUCUAAUGAAUGCUUACCUCACUGGAGCAGCACUGCAUGUUAUUGUAUCCCAAUUUUCCUUUAUCUUUGGGAUUGCAAUCGACUUUCAUUCAGGCCCUUUGGCAAUCUUUUAUAACUUGAUACACUAUUGCAUGGGUCUCCCGAAAGCUAACUCCACCAGUAUACUACUGUUUUUGCUUGCUUUAGUCAUGCUGAGGGUCAGUAAAUGCAUUAAGAUAACUUACAAACACAGCCCUGUUGAGUUUCCUAUGGAACUUUUUCUGAUUAUUGUAUGUACCAUAAUUUCUACCAAAAUACAGUGGCAUGCUGAAUCCAGUAUGGGAUUAUUUGUAAUAGUACCGUACAGCUUUCUGCCUCCUACAUUGCCCGACUUUCCAAAAUUGUACAAGAUUGUAUUACAUGCUUUAUCUCUGGCAAUAGUAAGCUAUUUCCUUCUAAUAUUUGUGGGAAAGAAGUAUGCAACUAUUCACAACUAUCAUCUGAGAAACACCCAGGACUUAUUAGCUAUUGGACUAUGCAAUAUCUUUGGUUCAUUUUUUAAAAGUUUUGUUGUUAGCUGUGCUGUUUCCGCAACAGUUAUUCAGGAAAAGACAGGUGGGAAAACACAGCUUGCAGCUCUAAUUGGAGCUUCCAUAAUGCUGGUGACAGUGCUAAAACUGGGACAGUACUUCCAGUCUCUUCCUAAUGCUGUUUUGGCAGCCAUUGUAAUGGCCAACCUGUUCCCGUUCCUUGAAAAGUUUAUGGAUGUCCCUGCCUUGUGGAGGCAAGAUAAAUAUGAUUUUGGAAUUUGGAUUGUGACCUUUUUGGCUGUACUCUGUCUUGGUCUGGAUAUUGGAUUGGGAAUUGCUAUGGGAUUUGCCUUUUUCAUAAUAAGUGUCAGGUCACACAGAAUGAAGAUGUUGAUAUUGGGCCAGAUUCCAAAUACAAAUAUUUAUCGGAGUUUUUCAGAUUAUGGUGAGGCCAUAGAGAUACAGGGAGUAAGAAUAUUCCAGUGCUGUUCCUCCAUUUCAUCAGCCAAUAUGAGACAUUUCAAAGACUACUUGUUGAGAAAGAUGGAUGUGAAGGCAGUGCCACUUGAUGAAAAUGAGAUGAGAGCUUUGAUAUCAGUCAGUCUAUCUUGUGUUAGAGCACAGAACAAGGAUUUACAGUGUGCCUGUGUUUGCGACCCACCUGAACCAUUACCCAGGGUACCUUAUACAGAGAAACUUGUAAGACGAGUUCAUACUUCUAAGGAGUCUUUGUCUUCUUCUUCUUUGGCCCUGGUACGCUUGACAAGAAUUGAUAACAAAUAUAAUUCAGACAUUCGAACCAUGCCUCCUCCAGUUGCCAGAGAAAGGGAAGUAGGACACGACUACGUAAAGAGAAAAGAAGACCUGUCCAGAUUAUGGUUUUGCUCAGACCCUCCUAUAACAAGAUCCACAACUCAGUUGUUCCCAGUUGAUUCAGAGUCUGCAACAUACCUGAUCCACACCAUUAUUUUAGAUUUCAGCAUGGUACACUUUGUGGAUUUGCAAGCUUCCUAUUUAUUACGUGAGCUCUGCCAUGUGUUUCAGAAUAUUGGUAUCACAGUCCUGAUAGCUGCUUGUCACCCCACUGUAAUAAAAGCCUUUGAAAGGAAUGAUUUUUUUGACCAGUGUGUUACUAAAGCGCGGUUCUUUCCAAGUCUACAUGAUGCAGUACUGUUUGCUGUGGAGCCUGAUCUCUUGCAAGAGACUGUAGCAGCGGAACCCAGUAAUACCCUUCCUGAAGAUAUAUUAGAUGACAUUCAUAUAGAUGACCAAAAGGAUAGAAGUCAGCACUCAGACAGGAGUCGGCAAACAGACAGGAGGAGCAUCCAGUCUGAUGGGAACAGAGACACUCACUCGGUGAAAGCUGUCCGUAGUGAAACAUAUGUUGACGAGCCUAUAUCAGAUCUUUUCCGCACUUUUUCACUUCAGAGUGAGGUAGAUACAGUCCCUCAUUCACAUCGUGAAAGGUCUCCCCUUGAGGAAAUGGACAAUGAUCAGGAGAACUGGGAAUUAUAUAAAUGAGAUGCAUUGGAAUUAACUGUACAUAAAAAGAUGUAACUCAGUUCAGGUAGUU
This is a messenger RNA of Euleptes europaea (tarantolino), 2740 nucleotides long. RefSeq names its product solute carrier family 26 member 8 (gene SLC26A8). The record is from RefSeq and is a predicted model, not a curated record. NCBI's taxonomy places the organism in Eukaryota, Metazoa, Chordata, Lepidosauria, Squamata, Sphaerodactylidae. Gene Ontology annotation, cellular component: membrane. The coding region runs from base 1 to 2688 and encodes 895 amino acids. Gene Ontology annotation, biological process: transmembrane transport. The transcript has 19 exons. Gene Ontology annotation, molecular function: bicarbonate transmembrane transporter activity; sulfate transmembrane transporter activity; chloride transmembrane transporter activity.